AUGGGUGCAAAUGAUGAAGGUUGUAAAAGUCUCUAUGUUGGUAAUCUCGAUCCAAGAGUAACGGACAGCAUGCUUCAUGAGAUCUUUCGUGUAGCCGGAUCUGUUAAUAAUACGAAAAUUAUUCCUGAUAAAAAUUAUCAACAUGGUGGUUUAAAUUAUGGUUUUGUUGAAUUUAACGAUCAUCGUUCAGCAGAGCAAGCACUACAAACUCUUAAUGGCAGAAAAAUAUACCAUAUGGAAAUUAAAGUUAAUUGGGCUUUUCAAGGUCAACAGGGCCAUAAAGAAGAUACAUCUAAUCAUUACCAUAUUUUCGUUGGUGAUUUAAGUCCCGAGGUUAAUGAUGAAGUACUAGCCAAAGCAUUUAAUGCGUUUGGAAGCAUGUCCCGUGCUAUUCGUUGUAAUUGGGCCAAUCAAAAAGGUCAACCUGGUCCUGGAACCGUAACAACAGAACGACAAGGCUCAAACACACAAACACCACAAUUAUCUUAUGACAUUGUUGUAACACAGACUCCUCCAUACAAUAGUACAGUGUAUGUAGGAAACUUGCCUCCUUAUACCACACUUCGCAUGCAAGUAGAACGUGGGUUUGCUUUUGUAAAACUAGAUACUCAUGAAAAUGCUGCCAAUGCGAUUGUGAAUUUACAAAAUACCGUUAUUAACGGACGAACUAUUAAAUGUUCUUGGGGAAAAGAUAGAGCACCAGAUCAAACCACGACAGCUUAUCAUACUUAUGGAGUUCCAAGUACUUAUAAUAUUAGUCCAUAUGGUUAUUAUAAUCAUACCACUCAUCCUUAUGCUACUCCAGGUACUGAAAGUGGAUAUGAUCUUCCACCUGGUAUGUCAGCCCCGCCACCAUCUAUAGCAUCACUCGACGGAGCUGCUGCAGCAGCAGUAGUUGCUGGCCAACAACAACAUCCUACAGCUGGUUGGGAAAAUUAUUAUAAUAAUGCUGGUUAUGAUUACGGACAACAAUUUUAUCCUUAUGGUGGUGGUUACAACGCAGCAAACAAUGCUUCUGGUGCAGGUGCUCCGGGUGCUCCAGGAAUUGGUACUCCUAAUUCACACGCUUCUAUUGGCGGCGGUCAUCCACCUUCUGUAGGUAGUCAUGUAACGAUAUUCUUGAUGCUUGAGGUCUUACAGGAGUAG
Entrophospora sp. SA101 is the source of this 1146-nucleotide messenger RNA. The record is from the annotation of a GenBank genome assembly. Lineage: Eukaryota; Fungi; Glomeromycota; Glomeromycetes; Entrophosporales; Entrophosporaceae.